This is a messenger RNA of Dichomitus squalens LYAD-421 SS1, 2317 nucleotides long. RefSeq lists its product as uncharacterized. Gene Ontology annotation, biological process: transmembrane transport; chloride transport. The record is from RefSeq and is a predicted model, not a curated record. The transcript is spliced from 17 exons. The coding region runs from base 249 to 2267 and encodes 672 amino acids. Gene Ontology annotation, cellular component: early endosome; Golgi apparatus; membrane. NCBI's taxonomy places the organism in Eukaryota, Fungi, Basidiomycota, Agaricomycetes, Polyporales, Polyporaceae. Gene Ontology annotation, molecular function: voltage-gated chloride channel activity.
GAAACAGCGCCGCAGACGACACAGAUCUACCAUGGUACAAAGGCGAAGUGCGAGACCGUGAUAUUCGCGACGCCGAAGCAUACGAAUUCGUGGACCAUGAAACGGGCCCCUUGCUGUCGUCACAUCCCUUACGAAACAAAACCGCGUAUGAAGAGGGUACUAGCAUAGACUGGCUGCGAGAAGAGGCCUCGGAACGUGAACGCAAGCGCGCCAUCCAAUCCCAGCGGGGGCUGCAUGGAUUGCUGGGGAUGGUGUUAGACUCGGCAGGGCUUUGGCUGGUCAUCAUCUUGGUGGGUGUAGGAGUAGGGGUUUUGGGUGCAUGGCUGGACGUUCUGGUGAAAUGGCUAGGAGACCUACGAGAAGGACGGUGCACGUACGGGUUCUUUUACAAUCAAGUCGCAUGCUGUAGUGGGCUUGACCCCGGUGAGAUAUGUAAUGAGUGGCAGACAUGGAGCGAAUAUUUCCAUGUGACUAGCAUCUUCGGGCAGUCCCUGCUGCAAGCUACUAUCUACAUGACGCUGUCGGUGGCCUUUGCAGGAAGCUCUGCUGUACUCGUUAUAAUAUAUGCACCAUACGCUUUUCACACAGGAAUUCCCGAAAUCAAAGCCAUCCUCAGCGGCUACGUGCUUGAUCAAUUCCUUGGGGCUUGGGUGCUCCUCAUCAAGGCCGUCGGCCUCGCGCUUGCUGUUGCUUCCGGGUUAUCUCUUGGGAAGGAAGGGCCCCUGGUCCACGUAGCCUGCUGCUGGGCAUUCCUGCUCUCCCGUCCAUUCCGGCAAUAUCGGCAAAAUGAAGCUAGAAAGCGCAAACUGCUCGCGGCGGCCGCCGCCGCGGGCGUAUCUGUUGCGUUCGGUAGCCCUCUCGGAGGUGUGCUGUUCGGCUUGGAAGAGCUCGACGCGUUCUCGAACGAUAGCGAUGUGAUGUGGCGUGGCUUCGUGACCUCUGUCAUCGCUGCGGUGUCGUUGCAGUACAUUGACCCUUUCGGGACGUCGAAGCUGGUCUUGUUUCAGGUGUCGGAGUCAGGAACGACCUGGCGCGGGUUCGAACUAAUUCCUUGGAUGUUCCUCUCAGUUAUCGGGGGUCUCCUCGGUUCGCUCUUGAUCAAACUCAAUGCGGCUGCAGCCGUGUACCGAAGACACAGUCAGCUGCACAACUUUCCGAUUGUGGAGGUCGUCGGCUUCACCGCCAUCACCGCCGCUACCAGCUACCUACUCGUGUUCCUCCGAGUGCAGUCAUCGGAGCUCGUUGCGAACCUCUUUCAAGAGUGCGACCCUACCAAGCCAGACUACCAUGGCCUGUGCAACCCCACAGCGAUUUGGGCCAACGUGUUCCUCUUGGUCCUGACAGCGUUGGUUAAGAUCGCGUUCACAGCGUGGACCUUUGGCAUGAUGGUCCCAGCUGGUAUCUUCCUCCCGACGAUCGCCAUCGGUGCCUGCUUGGGGCGUGCAGUGGGGCUGGUUACACAAGGACUGUAUCGGGCAUAUCCGACGGCAUGGAUAUUCUCUUCGUGCCCGCCGGAUUCCACAGUACGCUGUAUAUCGCCAGGCUUCUAUGCUGUCAUCGGGGCCUCUGCUAUGCUCGGUGGAGUCACUAGGAUGACGAUCUCUCUCGUUGUCAUCAUGUUCGAGCUAACCGGCGCCCUCUCGCACGUCUUACCGCUCAUGAUCUCUGUCAUGGUCUCCAAGUGGGUCGCAGACGCGUUUGGCAAGGACGGCAUAUACACCGUAUGGAUCGCCAUGCGCCAGUACCCCUGGCUCCCUACCCGCGACUUCCGCGACAAAGGCCAGACCGCCGCACAUGUCAUGAAACCUGUGUCGAACCUAUUCGUCAUUCACGACGAUGGGCAUGGAUGCUCUGUCAAAGAGCUGAACGAGUUCAUCAGCAGACAUAGCUUCGGGGGAUUCCCGGUUCUGCAUGGGGAGCAGCUGCUUGGGAUGGUGAUGAGGGACAAGCUGCGCGCGUGUUUAGUCGGUCCCAUCGCGGACGAUCCGUCUAUGGAGCAGAGGUGCACCUUCCUCCCGCCGAGUCGGACGGGCCAGGGGGACAGUGGGAUGGUCAACUUGUCGAACUUGCUCGAGGAAGCAGUCCUGCAGCUGCGCAAGGACGUCCCCCUGGAGCUCGUCGUGAGCAUGUUCCAGAAGAUGAACGUGCGACACAUCCUGUUUUCGCAAGAAGGGAAGCUGGUGGGGAUGGUCACCAAGACCGACAUUGUCUGGUUGCUUACUGCGGAGUCAUCGCACGCCGGCGCGCUUGCGGAGAGACACUACUAGACAAACACUGUCGACGUUUUCCUGCAGGGAAAAUCGUUGCUUUAUUUUUU